Ziziphus jujuba (common jujube) is the source of this 2077-nucleotide messenger RNA. Its product is annotated as aspartic proteinase Asp1. Gene Ontology annotation, molecular function: aspartic-type endopeptidase activity. The transcript has 8 exons. NCBI's taxonomy places the organism in Eukaryota, Viridiplantae, Streptophyta, Magnoliopsida, Rosales, Rhamnaceae. Bases 493 to 1800 code for a protein of 435 amino acids. The record is from RefSeq and is a predicted model, not a curated record. Gene Ontology annotation, biological process: proteolysis.
ACCGCCCCUAUGGUUUUGGCUCGUUUAUUUUCUUCAUAGAUAUGCAAGUUUUGUUCCAAAAUGUACAAUCAUCCAUCUUUAGAGGAGGUAAGGAAUCAAGAAACCUUCUCUGACAUUGCAUUGCAUUUAUGCGUCAGAAGAAGAGGUUCUGUAAUCAAACCCACUUGAAGAGGUUCUGUAAUCAAACCCACUUGGUAAAGAAACGUAAUUAGCAGAAAUUAAGGGAAACAAGCAAUGCCCAUGAAACCUUAAACCCCAAGAAACAGACCCUUUUCAUCUUCCAUGGCAGCACUCUUUAGCUAGAUUCUAUUUUUUACAACUUUAAAACCCCCCUUAAAAAGUUCGUUGAGUCAUUUCAUCAAGCAGGUGGUAAAGUCAACUGGAGGAAAAGACAAACCACCAUUUUUACGAGUUGAUCCAUUGGUUCACUUUUUUUCUUUUUUUUUGUGAUAAUUGGGUAAUAAAGGAGUAGAAUAAGAGAGAAAAAAAAAUAUGAGACAAAGGAAGGUGGGGUUGGUUAUGUUAUGUGUUUCGAUGCUGCUGAUGGGUUGGAGUAUGACUAUGUCAUCAGCUUCUUUCUUCGGUAAGCAUCAGAAUCGAUGUGGAAGAAAAUCCAUGUUACCCGUUGAAGCAUCAUCGUCAUUGGAACUGAAUCGAGUGGGGUCCUCUGUUGUUUUCCCAGUCCAUGGAAAUGUGUAUCCAAUUGGGUCUUAUAAUGUUACCCUCAACAUAGGUCAACCACCGAAGCCAUACUUUGUUGAUCCUGAUACUGGAAGUGAUCUCACAUGGCUCCAAUGUGAUGCUCCCUGUCGCCGUUGUACUGAGACACAUCAUCCACUUUACAGACCCAGUAAUGACUUGGUGCCCUGUAAUGACCCCCUAUGUGAAUCCUUACACUCACCCCUUGCUCACGGAUGUGAUGAUCCAGAGCAAUGUGACUAUGAGAUUGACUACGCAGAUGGUGGUUCAUCCCUAGGGGUACUUGUCAGGGAUGCAUUUUCCUUCAACUUUACCAGUGGAUCCCAGCAGAAACCACGCCUCGCCCUUGGAUGUGGAUAUGACCAACUUCCUGGUGCAUCUGAUCACCCCAUGGAUGGAGUACUAGGCCUUGGAAGGGGAAAGGCCAGCAUUGUGUCACAACUCAGUAGUCAGGGUUUGGUGAGGAAUGUUGUUGGCCACUGUUUUAGUGGAGGAGGUGGAGGGUUUCUAUUCUUCGGAGAUGAACUUUACGAUUCUUCACGCAUUACUUGGACUCCGAUGUCACAAGACUACUCCAAACAUUACUCGCCUGGAUUUGCAGAACUCAUAUUGGGUGGAAAAUCUACUGGUUUGAAAAACCUAUUUACAGUUUUUGACAGUGGGAGCUCUUUCACUUAUCUUCGUUCCCAGGCUUAUCAAGCUUUGACAUCUUGGAUUAAGAAAGAACUAAAUGGAAAGCCUUUCAAAGAAGCAUCAGAUGACAGGACUCUCCCACUCUGUUGGAAAGGUAGAAAGCCCUUCAAAAGCCUACGCGACGUCAAGAAAUACUUCAAGUCCUUAGCAUUGAUCUUUGGCAAUGACGGAAGAGCAAAAACUAAAUUUGAGUUGGCCCCUGAAGCUUAUCUACUGAUAUCAGCCAAGGGAAACGUUUGCUUGGGAAUUCUUGAUGGCACUGAGGCGGGGCUGCAAGAUUUCAAUGUCAUCGGAGACAUAUCGAUGCAAGAUAAGAUGGUGAUUUACGACAAUGAGAAGCAGGUAAUCGGAUGGGUUUCUGCAAACUGUGAUCAGCAACCAAAGUCUAGUCGUUUCAGCAUUCGAUGAUCCAUUAAAAGUUUAUCACACCCGCCACUGUUUAUGCAUCACCGACUUAGUCAUAUAGAGUUGUAUAAAGAAUAAAAUUCUUAGCAUAAAAUUGAUGUGUUGUAUUCUCAACACGCUUGGUGUGUUUAAACAUGUAUGUCUCUGCUAUAAAAACUGCAUGGUAAUCCAUGUAUUUGAUGCCUACUUAGUUCGAAAAUUGUAAAAUUUCUACACAUACCUGGAAUUGAAAACUUAUAGUUAGUUGUUUAUAAUAGAAGAAAAUUGACUACUUAUUCUA